This is a messenger RNA of Mollisia scopiformis, 1044 nucleotides long. RefSeq lists its product as uncharacterized. Lineage: Eukaryota; Fungi; Ascomycota; Leotiomycetes; Helotiales; Mollisiaceae. The coding region runs from base 48 to 938 and encodes 296 amino acids. Gene Ontology annotation, cellular component: UTP-C complex; CURI complex. Gene Ontology annotation, biological process: rRNA processing; ribosomal small subunit assembly. The record is from RefSeq and is a predicted model, not a curated record. The transcript is spliced from 2 exons.
CCCUUCCAUUCCUCACCAUAUAAACCAAUUCUACCCUGAAACAAACAAUGUCGCCCUCACAAAUAUCAGACUAUGCCCUCCUCCCCAUAACCAUCCCGCCAAUACCAUCCUACCCCCACCAAACAACCCACACCCUCUACCUCCGCCCACACGCCCCGAAAAUCCCCACCCCAAACGACGCACGCAGCCUCUUCCUCGUCAAUCUCCCUAUCGACAGCACCACCGCCUCUCUCCGCUCCCUCUUCACAUCCCUCGUCGGCGCGGGGAAAUUCGAAGACUGCUCUUUCGAGCACGAGCGCGUGCGCAAACCUCUACCUGCGCCCGCGAACGGGAGUAAGAAAAGGAAGCGCGCAGACGACGACACAGAAGAGGAAAUCGAGCUACCGAGAACAUGGGACAGAGAUCUAAGACGAAGUGGCAGUUCAGCCGUUGUGCUGUUGGUAGAUGAGAAGAGCGUUGAAUUGGUAUUAAAAACUGUGCGAAAACUGCAUAAAAAAGGCAGAGGGGGAUGGCCAGUCUGGGAAUCCGAGGGGAGUACGGGGAGUCAACGGUACAGACUCCAUCACACGCUCUCGUUCCCGGAUCCGAAAAUUUUACAAGCGAAUAUCGAUACCUUCAUGUCUGCUUUCAACGACAGAGAAGAGAGCAGGAAAAGGGAAGAGAGGAAAGGGAGACAGGUGCCGGAUGAAGAUGGGUUUGUGACCGUGAUGAGAGGGGGUCGGACCGGGCCUGCGAGAGCAGAGGAGGUGGAGAGGAAGAGGGCGGAGAUGGAGGAGAGGGAACGGAAGAAGAGGGGCGAGAUGGGCGAUUUUUAUAGGUUCCAGAUGAGGGAGCGCAGGAAGGAGGUCCAGGGGGAGAUGGUGAGGCGGUUUGAGGAGGAUAGGAGGAGGGUGGAGGGGAUGAGGAGGGAGAGGGGGAGAUUUAGGCCUGAGAGUUGAGCUUAUAGGGGCCUGAAAGACGUUCGACUAGUCGUAUGCGAAGACAUCCCUUUUUGCUCCCUGAGCAGUCACUCUUGCCUGUAUAUAGCAGUCAUCAGGAUUCAUU